AUGAAAGGACAACCCAAGUCCCGCUCUGGAUGUCAGGCGUGCAAGAGUAAGAGGCUCAAAUGUGACGAGGCUAAGCCAAGCUGUCAUAAUUGUCUGGCGCGAAAAGUUGCUUGUCCGGGAUAUCAGCAGACGCUCAAGUGGUCAACCAAAUAUGAGCGUCGAAAAAAAGACAAAUCUACCGACCCUCCUGGCUUUGAUCAACUCAUCUCUGCCGCAUCUUUGUCUGUGCAAGAGCGUCGUAGCUCUAAUGUUGAGAUAAGUCAACAUCGAAACAGCAGACGAUCGUCUAGCUCGUCAAAUCAAGCAAACCUCUCCCCUGCGCUUCCACCCGCUAGCACAUUCUCUUCCCUCGACUCAAGUACCACACAUGAAGAAGUUGAUCGUGUCGGAUGUGCUGUCAAUUCAAUAUCUAGUAACUCACUACGUGCCGAGCCUUCUCAACAAGAUUUGCAGUUAGCCACAGCAGACGUCGAGAAUGAUGUGACGCCCUCAGACAACAUGCCUCUUAUCCUACAACCACAAAACACAAUCCAGAUAGGCACCAAUGGUACCGAAAAUGAAAAGAGAUGCUACAGACGAGGCUCAUCAUUCUACAUAAACACAGGCACCCCAAUAACAACCAUCUCUGAACCAUCCUCGUUUCUUAUUGAGCUCUGGUUCAAAUCAGUGUGCGGUUCAUGGGCAGCAUACGACUCCCCAUCUAACCCGUUCCGCCGAUUGGGAUCAUCCCUUUGGGGCUCAUCGCGACCAUUAUUCUACUCACUUCAAAGCAUGGCAGCUGCAUCUCUUACAAAGCGACAGCCUCAGAUUCAAGAGAUCGCUACAUCUGCACCACGUGUUGCAACCGAGGCUAUAAUUCACGAGCUGAAAUCCCUUUUUGAUUCGCCAAACUCCGUUACUACCGUUCCCCAUGCGCUGAUUAUAUCCUUGUUCUGUCUCAGCUCGUCGCUGUGCUGGAUGGAUCAUAAGCAACUAGGGCUGCAAUACCUGCGCCAUGUCCGUGUGAUACUGGCACUUUUGGAGAUGCGCUCCGAGUAUCUUUCCAGGCAAGAUCAAAGUCUUGUGGGCUUCUUCAAAGAAUGUCUCAUCUACGAGGAGUCUGUUCGAAGUAUUGUUACCAGCGCCAGAGACGAUAUCAGCACCCUCACAGAAUGGACACCGGCGACAUAUCCCCCGUACGACUUUGUUCUGCAUCCGUGGACCGGCGUCCCGCCAAAGAUAAUUGCUCUAUUUGGGAAAUCCAUGUCUCUGUGCCGUAGAUCACGGGAUACAUGGCGGAAUUGCACCGCGCCGACAUAUGAAGUUAUGUGGCAGACGAUGCUUGACAUCAACGAGGCGCAAAUACUUGAAGAAACACUGCUUUCUGUGCAAGUACCUAAUCUCAUCAGCGAUGCAGCGGAUGUAUACACGAACAAGGGACAGAUAAACCUUGACUUGCAUCACGCUGCCGAGGUCUUUCGCCUGUGUUCGCUUCUACAGCUCUACCAAACAUUUCCAGAUCUUGUUUCAAGAAGACUCCCCGAGAGGAUCAAUGGGAAUAUGACAAAGAUUACAUGGUCCACUUCACUUGCUCUUCAUAUCACAGGGCUUCUCUCCAGUAUUCCUGCAGAGUCAAUUCGCUGUCUGCAACCCUUGUUGUGUCUAGGCGUUGGCUCGGGACUGCGAUGCAAGACGGUAUGUACGGAAGAGAGCGCUCCCAAACUCGAGCUUUCGGAUACCAGUCGGAUGAGGUCAACCCAGGCAGUAGAAGAUGAAUUUUUCUUCGGUGCGGAAGAUUCCGUGCAGCACCAUUUUGUGGACGUGGACUUGGCCAGGGGAUUCAUCAUGGACAGGCUCAAGGGAUUCGGACAUGGGCCAGCUGCAGGACCUAUUGUCGUGCUACGGGAGUUGCUACAGGCUGUCUGGUCUUAUUACGAUAGUGAGACAGUGCCGGGGUCGGUUCAUUGGCUUGAUGUUAUGGCUGAUUUGAAGUAUGAGACUGUCUUUGGUUAG
Fusarium sp. VM40 is the source of this 1992-nucleotide messenger RNA. Lineage: Eukaryota; Fungi; Ascomycota; Sordariomycetes; Hypocreales; Nectriaceae. The record is from the annotation of a GenBank genome assembly.